AAGACCAUAAAGUGUGCCAGAGUGCGUGCAUAUGUGUACUUCAAAAGGUUCACGGUACUGGCUGUAGUCUUUGGUCGUGCAUGUCUGCCAACCAUAAUAUGGUGCAGCUCAGAAAUAAGCGUUGCGUUAGACCUGGUUACUGUAUAUGUGUAAAUAGAACAAGUUUAGCGUGUGUUUUACUCACGUCUGUACGCCACAGAAGACCUCAGUUUGGGAUGCUGCAUUAUAUAGAAGUAUUGUUACACACACAAAUUUAAUCAGGUUUAUGACUCUUUGAUGAUCAAGUUACCAUGGCGACUGUGCUUGACAACAAAAGAUGCAAAUCGCCAUUGUUUGAGAACGGAGAUCUGUCCAAAGAUUUCGGACUGGACAUCACUGUCUUCCAGGGCGGAACGGUGAAGUCGUCAGUCAGCCAACAGCAAUACCAGGCCGUCUGCUCCAACAUCUAUGACCAGUUCACUAUGACCCUGGCAGAGCACAUCAAGGAGGAGUUGAAACUUCGGCAGCUGCUGAAGACUUCACAAACUCCAAGAAUUGAAGCCACUGCCGUGUCUGCUUCGACGCCGCACACCAAUACCGCCAGAGAUGCCGAGUUUGGUGAUACUGAUGAAGCUAAAGAUUAUGCUGCUGACGCCAAAGACGUCACUAAAUACAGCCGCGGGAUACUGCAAGAUAGAGCAACACAAUCAAAACAACAAAAGAUAACCCGUGGGAGUGAUAGCCUACGAAAGGAAGAGUUAUCUCUCCCCAGAAGGCAAUACAAAGAAUACGACGGCAGAAUUGAGCCAAGCAGUUUGAAUCUAUCCAAGAACAGAGUCAUUCGGGUGAACGCUAAGACCUUCUCUCGCCUGACUCGGGGUCAGAUCCGCGCUCAGCUUCUCAACGCCAAUGAAGAGUACAUCCUGACGCCGUUCAUAGGAAGUAGCCUGGAGAACAACGACCGAGAACGUCUUGUGGUCGCCAAACAGAGAACGACCUACAAGACACCGACCCUGGCGUCAGAACUGAAGGUGAACAACUUGGUCGCUAUUCAGAGGGACAUCUUGGGUCAAGGACGCAGGCGGCGAUCGGUCAGAGAAGUUCUGACACAAGCGCGAGAUAGGAGGGCACGACUGUACCGUGUUCAGCUGACCAAUUAUAAAUUUUGCGAUGACCUUCAGUUUAAGGUCGCAGAUGAAACCAAACGAGAUCGCGCUGGCCGUGACGAUGACAGUGAGGUGACGCCUAGGUCACAAACUUUACAGCACAAGCAGCAGCUACAGAGGCUAAGACCUCCACGUCGUACUUCGUUCUCGUCUGCUUCUGACCUUCUAGACAUUUCUUCGAGAACAACGCCGGAAGUAGAUGACGUUAAAAAUGACGUAACAGUCCUUGACGUCACGUCCGAUUUAACAAGCUCCGCGAAUGAAGUCACCGAAACUCGAAACAUAAGCCACAAAAAACUAGAUCUAAGUAAAAACUCAAAACUUUGUUCAAAGCCAGUAAUGGAAAGGAAUUCUGACGAAGACCAAAUAUCGAGCUCUUUAAAAAAGGUUUGUAUUUCUGGCAAAACGUUAAACAAAAUAAACCCAGAUACGAUCUUUUCUUCAAUCAAUAAAACACAGGACAGAUCAGUUUCAACACCGGGAAACCCAGAGAGUGUCGUUUUAUCGACCAGUGAAAACCUAAGCAGGCUGUUUACACCAAUUAAAGAAAACCCAGAUAUGACCCAGACAUCAUCCCAAACAAACCCAGCCAAAAUCGAUAAAUUCAAGUCUUCUAAAGUAUCCAGAGCUAAAUGUAAGCUGGUCAGGUCCGCGCCUAUGUCUAGCAACUUCAAUGACCCAAUUAACGCAGGUAAUUCCCUCCGGGCUGCGAGAUCCCUUCACACCAUGCAUGACGUCAGGAGCGUGGUCAAGCAGUGGAAGGAGGAAGACAGGAAUCGGGAGGAGAAACUCAAUCUGUGGAGGAAGAGGAUGACGUUUAUCACUGUCAGAAGGCGGGAAAUGGCGGUAGGGUCUCCCCUGAAAGAGAAACUGUGAAUCUUAAUUGUAUAAGAAACCAAACAUGAUUACAUUUCCAGAAACAACAGUCAUUUUCUAAUAUUGAUAAACAAAUAGCCAAGGUAGUUCAAAAUAAGUUGGGAUCUUUCCAAUAGAAAGUUUACGUUCUUGUUAGACUGUUGAAAAAAAGUUAAUUUCAGAACUAGAAAUACAAGUGAAGACAGUAAGCGGAAUAAGUCAAUAAGUUUGAAACUUCAUGUUAAGUCUCUACUUUUGUGUUUAUAGUGUGCGUUCAAGCUUUUUAUCAUUUAUUUGUGAGGGUUCAAAAUGUUGUUUUUUUUAAAGUGUUCCUAGCUCUUCACUAAAACUGAGGCAAAAUUUGGAUCCUCAAUUUAACUUUAUUAAGUGCAAUGACGUAUUCACCACCCAAUGCCAUUGUAAGUUGUAACCAUAACAAACUAGGAGACUCUCUGUUUGUUAGCUAAACUGUUCACAAGGAUACGAUACGAUACGAUACACAAUAUAUUCCGAGUGACUGUGUUAGGUCAAGGUAUUUACUGCUUCUUUUGAUUGAGUGAGUCCUUCCUCUGACAGCAGGCUUUUGGUCUCGCAUUUUAAUUAAAAAGGAAAUAUUGUUACUGCUUUAACAAUUAUCGAAUAAUUAAGAAAUUGUAUAAAUCUAAUUUAUAAGAAAAACCUGAAAGAGAGUUCGUAUGGACCCACCUAAAAAGAAAGUGUUAUACAUUGAUUACAUCGACACGCUUGGUGGAUUUUGACUGUGAUUACAGUUGGAUAGUAUAAGAUUAUCUUGUUAUUUGUGAUGAUUCAUGAAUGUGUCUAGAGACUAGUACAAGUCAUGUGAUUAAUUCAUCAAUGUGCAAUGAAAAGGAAACAUUGCAAUAGAAUACUAAUACAGUUGGCAUUCCUUUUGGUUGUAGACUAGUAAUGGGACCAGCCGUCUGCUGAAAGAAAAAAUUCACCGACAUAUAAAUGAUGCUACAGAUUAUGAUCAGCUAUGUUUUUAAACUUAUAUUUGCUGUUUUAUUUCUUUUUCUCUUUAAUAAUAUUCUCAAUUAUCGUAAGCGACAAUUUUGUUUUAGAUCUACCGCCUUCAUCGGGCGUUGUGUUUUUAACUUGUUUAAAGUGAAUAUGGGAACAAAAAUAGAAGAAUACAGUUUGUUUCAUUAAAGAAAGAUAACUUUAAUUUUUUUUAUUACUGA
Messenger RNA from Biomphalaria glabrata, 3202 nucleotides. RefSeq lists its product as uncharacterized. NCBI's taxonomy places the organism in Eukaryota, Metazoa, Mollusca, Gastropoda, Planorbidae. The record is from RefSeq and is a predicted model, not a curated record. The transcript has 2 exons. Bases 291 to 2021 code for a protein of 576 amino acids.